Molecule: messenger RNA, 2673 nt
Organism: Chlamydomonas reinhardtii
Lineage: Eukaryota; Viridiplantae; Chlorophyta; Chlorophyceae; Chlamydomonadales; Chlamydomonadaceae
Exons: 5
Coding region: 248-991 (247 amino acids)
Cellular component (GO): membrane
Molecular function (GO): sugar transmembrane transporter activity
Source: RefSeq, a predicted model, not a curated record
CGAAUCAUCAGCGACGCUACACGGCUGCUGGUCCCCGCACGAAAACGGCAUCGGCGCGUGUGCCGGCCUCGGCUUAAUAGCUCGGACGCACCUCAAACCCUUUUAAAGCUCUUCAAAACGCAAGUAAACGGGUCACUCGCCCGCCAGGCUCGGCGUUGGGCGGCGAGGGGCAUACGGCCCCAACACUCCUGGACUGCGCGCCAGGCGUGCCGGCCGUCCGCGCGGAGGCGCACCCAACUAAGCCACCAUGGGCGUCUUCACCGAACAUGUGGUACCCAUCUUUGGCAACAUCCUCGCCUGCGCGAUGCUGGUGUCACCGUUUCCGGCGGUGCUUCGGCUGCGCGCGGCGGGGAAACUCGGGGACAUCAACCCGCUGCCGUACCCAAUGACGGUGGUGAACGCCGCGGGUUGGGUGGCGUACGGCUUCGCAGUCGCCAACCCCUACAUCUUCCCAGCCAACGUGGUCGGCUUCUUAGCGGGCGUGUUCUUCACAUUCACAGCCUACGCCGCAGCACCCAAGCAGGUCCAGGACCGCAUCACCGGCAUCAUGGUGGCCGCCUCCGCGCACUACAUCAUGCUGGGGCUCAUAGCCUGCUUCGCGCUCUCGCACACCGCGGGGGCGCGCAUGUGGGGCACCAGCGCUGUGGUGAUCCUCAUGCUCUACUACUUCGUGCCGCUGAGCACAAUGGUGCAGAUCGUCAAGACGCGCAACGCCGCCUCCAUCUACCCGCCCCUGGCCAUUACCGCGAUAGCCAACGGCCUCAUGUGGAGCAUCUACGGCUUCGCGAUCAUGGACAUCAAUUUGUGGCUGCCCAACCUGUUUGGGUCCAUCGUCGGCGUCAUCCAGCUGCUGCUGCGGCUUGUGUAUGGCGCCAAGCCCACGGCGGCGGCGGCAGGCGGCGGCGCGUUAGCGGUGGGGGCUGGUGCGGUGGCGGCGGACGACGAGGAGACGGCGGCGUUUGCCAAGACGGGCGCCGAGCCAAGCGGGUGAGACGCACUUGUGUGUGAGUACGGAGCGUAGCUGGUAACCAUGUGUAUACCGGUAGAUGAUGGUCCAGAAAGUUUGAGCUCCGAUGCUUGCAGUGUGUGCGCUAUGGUGUGCCGGCGUUUGUUGCAUGCUGUGCCCCGGAACUGUGUUCCCGGUGUGAGCAGCUUGGGUAUGGGUAUAUGAUAUGGUGGUGCGGUGCGGUGCGGUCGGGGUGGAGGCUACAGAGCUGCCAGGGCCGUCUGCAUGUCAGACCGCGAUGCGGGAGGCAGGGCGGCGGCAGCGACUGCGCUGCGGGUGCUGCUGCCAACGCGCGCCUACACACACAGGGCAGAAUUGCAGGCCCGCCUGCACUCCGGGACUCCGUUGCUGGGCGCUGGCGGGGUGGGGCGGUCGUGUGGCUGUCCGGCGGCAGCGGCAGCUGCAGUCCCGGUUGCGGCGGAGGCAACGGCGGCGGGAGAAGCCAUGGAGAACGGUCACAGCUGUGGCGAGGGUGAAUGCCGUGGCAGCAGCGGCAGGAUCGGCAGCGGCAGCUGUUUGCAGCCCGACGGCGGCGGUAGUGACGGCGGCGGCGGCGGCAGUGACAGAGGCGGUGGCGGUGGAAGCAGCUGCGAAAGCACCUCGUCAUUCGUGGGCGGAGGUGCGGUCUGCCCCAUGGCGCCGCCACGUCUAGUGUCGGAGCCGCAGCAGGAGCAGGACGACGCGAAUGGAGCGGACCAGGACAGGGACGCGGUCGGAGCGGGGGUGAAGGCGGGCGGCAGCGACGCGGCGCAGUAAGCGGCGGCGUGGAGCGGGCCGAGCGGCGGCGACAGCAGCGGCCGCAGCGGCCGUGGCUAGGCGCCUGCAACUGCAGCUGCUGCAUGUGGAGGGCGCUCGAGGGGUGCGCAGGGAGCGGCGGCUGGAAGGCGCGUGCAACACAGCGUGAAAGCCGGAUUUAUCUUGCAUCUUUUUGCAAAGUAACAAGUACUGGGCACACUCAUUACACACCAUGACUUGCGGCGUGGCUUUCUAACUGGGUCAGUGAAAGCACCAAAGCGAUAAGACGGGGACUCGGCGCAGUACGUUUCAUUACAUGUGAAGGGCACUGGGUGUAUGUCGUCGGAUUGUUGUGGUUGUGGCGAAGAGAGUAUUAUAACAGCUAUUACCUGCUCGGGGCGCAUUGUUUCAUUCUAUCUCCAGCACGUUGAUGCAAGACGCGGGUGCGAGGCAAAGCGCUAAGACCAGUCGUAAUUCGUUGACAAAGUCUGCAUGCAAAUUAGAAGAUUGUGUGUGCACGUGUUACGUUGGCAGGGAGAGUACGAGAGGCACCUAGGGGCACUACGGUACUAAGUGAAGAGGGAGACGAGCGUUCUUAAAACGAGCUGCAAAGAAUUAUGUGUAUGGGAGGAGAAAGGAUGACUGUUUUUACCGUCUCCAGUCAGAAAAAGCAUGAGCGGGAGGGGCAGGGGCUGGAUGGCCAUGCCCUAGAUGAGUACGUGAGAGGAGUGGUCCAUUGGUCAUGUGGUGGCGUUUGGGUCAUGCAUGCGUGAUGGGUGUGCGAAGGGACAGGGUUUAGGCAGGUUGGCGAGGUCCCGUAGGGUGCAUGAGCGCUAUGUUUGUGUAGGACAGUAGGCCUGUUGGAGCAUGGUAGAUUGGAGGGACUGUGGCGGAGGGGGUGGGAGGGCUCAGUGGAGGUCACCAGGAGCCUA